GUACAUAGCAAAAAAUUAGAAUCACUUUUCAAACUUAAUCAAAUUGGGAAUAAGAAAUAAAAAUAUAAUCAGCAUCCAGAUAGUAAUGGAUAAAGUUAUUGAAAUAUGCUUAUUUGGGUUUUAUUCUCUAUAUGCAAAAUAUAAAGAGAUAUUUUUUGAUUUUGCAGCAUGUUGUUUUAUGAGAGCUACUCAAAUAAGAUAAAUAUUAGAAAAGAGAUGAGCAGAACCUACAAAUAAAGAGUGGAAAAUGUUUAAAGAAUGCCUGAUUUACCACCAAAUGAACUCUGUUCUUGAAAAAUAUUGCAUUCGGAUUGCGUUACGCACCAUAUUGUUGUGCGGUGUACUGUUCAAUUAAAUCUGUUCUGGUUUUAAAUAUAGUUGGACAGUCUUAGUUCAUCUAACAGAGCUUGGCUGUUUCAUCUGCUGUAGUGUAAUGAGUCGAGUGAAGAAACCUUCAGUAGUUUUGUUUGUUGUGUUGUUUAAUAACAUUUGAGCAAAUUUCACUCAAAAGUUAAAAUCAUUUCUUAGAGAAUUUAUUUAUUACCAGUACAUUAAAACAUCAGUUUAUAUUUUCCUAAACCUUUGUUGAUAAGAGUCCAGACAUCAGAAAUAUCAGUCUACUCAUGUUUUUUAUAUAAUAGAAAAUAACCAUGUAUUAUGGAGGUGAAGUUUCCUACUUUGUAGGAAUUCUGUGAAAUUAAAAUGCACAAACCAGAAGCAAUAAUACCCAACAAAUGAAGAGGGGCCACUCUUCAAAGAACAAAUAUUUAUUUUCAUUUUUACCUGCACAUUUAUGAGGAAGAAACAGCGAUACGGAUGUUGCUGAAGAUCUUUCAGUGGGAGUCUGGAUCAUCACUCAGCUCAGGCCCUGAGUGGGCUGACACAACCGGUUCUGCCCACUCAACACUAAACAGUGUCAGACGGGCAUCGAGGGGGCUAUAUUUCAUGCCAGCCUUUUUGUGUCCGCCCCUUUUAAGUUAAACCCCUCCCCUUUACACUCUUUUACACAUUAGAAAGAGUACAAUUGAUCUUAUCACCCUAGUGUGGCAGCUGAGCUGCCCGUCCACACACAGAUGAAUGAAGACCCCAUUUGGGAAGAACACAGCCCAGAGAGCCAGACCUGAUACAGGGCAUGCUGGUGUCUCUGCAAAUAUGAUGAAGAAGAAGAAUUCUCAUAAGAAACACAAAACCACCGUAGGGCCGACUAAAGCUGUGGCGCAGCCCAGACGGAAUAUAGUGGGCUGUCGUAUCCAACACAUCUGGAAGGAGGGCAGCGGUGCGGCGUCGCAGUGGAAAGGAACGGUUUUAGAUCAGGUGCCCGUCAACCCGUCGCUCUAUCUGAUUAAAUACGACGGCUUUGACUGCGUCUACGGCCUGGAGCUGCACAAAGAUGAGAGGGUGCAAGGCCUGGAGGUCCUACCAGACAGACUAGCAUCGACACGCAUCAGCGACGCCCACCUGGCUGACACUAUGAUAGGUAAAGCCGUGGAGCACAUGUUCGAGACGGAGGACGGCACUAAGAACGAGUGGAGAGGCAUGGUCCUGGCCCGAGCGCCCAUCAUGAACACAUGGUUUUAUAUCACAUAUGAGAAAGACCCUGUCCUUUACAUGUACCAGCUGCUGGACGACUAUAAAGAUGGAGAUUUGAGGAUCAUGCCAGACUCCAAUGAUUCUCCCCCAGCGGAGCGUGAGCCGGGGGAAGUCGUGGACAGCCUCGUCGGGAAGCAGGUGGAAUACGCCAAAGAGGACGGCUCUAAACGAACUGGCAUGGUUAUCCAUCAGGUGGAAGCCAAACCAUCCGUCUACUUCAUUAAGUUCGAUGACGACUUUCACAUUUACGUCUAUGACCUGGUGAAAACAUCGUAGGCGGCGAAACGUUUGCGGGGAAAGGGGAGGAAUCUCACGUACCAUGUGAUCCACAAACUUUGCCAAAACUUAUCUCGGACAUUUCUCGUAACAUCUCUUGGAAAUGGAAUUAUGGAUAUUUCCGUGGAACUUUGGAUUACCACUAUGGUCGAUGAACGAAUAGCAGGACUUCACAUCCCCCAACAUACACGUAGCUUAACAUUCGGAGGUCCGCCUCAAGCGUUUCCCGUUCCUGUUGGUACCAGUGCGUAUUAUGAAGACACAUCAUUUUCAUCAUAAAACCAGAGGUUUGAUUCACUCAUGUUUGUCUGGUGAAAAUCUGGGAUGCGUUGGGGUUUCCGAUGCAAGUCUCUACGUGCCGAAAUCAAGCUAGUAGCAAGUUUUUCAUUGGCUUAUUGGGUCCGUUAUGGGGAGAAAUCAAAAAUGCGUUGGUUGAAUAAUUCAAGAGACGUCUGGGAUGUCUUAAAGCAUGUGCUGCUGUGUGUAUUAGUGCCAGGAGAUGAAGGGCAGAAAGCUGGCAGCCUGAGGAAAUCGUCCUCUUGUCUGUAAACAAGCCAGACUAGAGCCGGACAAUCUGUCGUGCAACAGAAUCAAAUGUCCUUGAUGCCUUUGCAGUUAUUGCGCGACUGCCGAUAAGAAGGUUGCCAGAUAUGUUUAGUUUAAGCCCUUCUAUCUUCUAGAACUUAUGGUUACCCCUGCCAGAGAGAACUGCGUACACGGGCGCCGCUAACGUUUGUGGAUGAAACCCCAGCGUCUUGUAUUAUUUUUAUUAUCAUCAUUUUUACGUUUUGUAUCAUCACCACUCGUAAACGCUAAUGCAGCUCUUGUUAUCAUAAGCACUAAAUUUUCAAAAUCUGAGAAGCGCUUAUUCAGUUCUCGUGUUCGUUUUGACUGAAUUACCACCAUUUUUGUAACUGAAUGUUAAUAUGUAAACAUUUUGAGUUUCAUUUCACUUCGUGGGCUUCAUUACGUGUAUGAAGAAUGCCCGUUAGUUAUUAUGACAAUUUCAGAUAGGUUUGCAAAUUCUCUUGGGUAUUAUCGCAGAAGAAUGGGUUCAUUGUCUUUCAGCGACAGAUUUUGGCUCGUACUGCAUUCUGGUGGACGGUUACCCAAUUCCCCAAAGUAUUUAGUGAUGCUGCACAUAUUGCACAAAGUGCUGCAUCCUGAAGAGGUGACGUUAGAUAGCUGAUGCAAUAACAGAAAAGUAUUUAGGAAUUUUGUUGCAAACUCUUCUUCACCCUGUUUUUAUGUGACUUACUGUAUCUAUCAGCCUUUGGGAGAUUUACUGUCUCAGAUUCUCUGUUCAGAGCCUCGACGUUUGUGCCUCGACAUUUUUCCGGUUCUUGUAUCUUUUUUUAACUCUGUGUUUUGUCUGUAAAUGGUUUGUAUGUUUUUAUUGGACUCGAUUCCCCCCACUUUUAAGAAAUGUUACAGUUGAAAGAAACCCAUGCCAUGCAUCUGUUUUUCAUUAAGUUUUUUGUAUUUUAACACUUAAGACACGUGAUGCUGUUCUGUUGUCUUUAAGCGGAAGGUCAGACAGCAAGCCGGUUUUCUGUUUUUGAUGUGAGAUGGGUCCUAAUUCAAUUUGGGAUCAACCACAAAAUAUACUUUGCAUGAAGCCUAUUUGCAUAAUCUUUAUAGGGCUGCAUAACGAUUAAUCAUGAUUAAUCGUUUGCAGAAUAAAAGUUUUUGUUUACAUCAUAGAUGUAUAUAAGAAAUAUAUUAUAUUUAUAAAUAUAAAUUAAGUUUAAAUGCUUAAUAUAUAAAUAUAUACAUUAUUAUUAUUAUUAUUAUUAUUAUUAUUAUUAUUAUACACACACAUGAUGUAAACAAAAACUCUUUUGGCAAACGAUUAGUUGCGAUUAAUCGUUACGCAGCCCUAUGAUUUUGUACAUUGUGGCAUCAUUUUCAUCACAGUUGAGCACAGAUUCUCAUUUUACUGUAACAUGCAAAUAAUUGUGUUUUUGUUACUGUAACACAUUUUAGCAAUUAUCUAUUCAAUUCAGUACAAAUAUGUCCGUGAUGUGUACUCAAUAGUACUUACAAUAUAAGUAAGAAACUAAACGUGCUCAAUUGCCAUGAAAUCUACAAAUAGGAUUUAUACUUUCUAUGCAAAAUAUAUUUUGGGGUGUGUGUGAAUUCAGUAUUUGUUAAUGGUUUUGAUGAGUUACCCAGCGUCCUUUGCUCGUCUUAUGUUUAAGUUGUUUGUGAUUCACUAUCUUAGUUUCGACCUUGAAUCUUGAAUGCAGGCGGCCUGCUCGGCUUACCAAAAAAACAGCAACAGUGGUCAUCAGAUGAAGUGACCUCAGCUACAGUACCGUGCUGUAAAUCAGGACUGUUGGUCUAAAUUUAAAAUGUAAGCUAGGUCACUAUUAAGAGGCGAACUUGUCUCUUACAGCAGUAUGCAUCUUCACUACAUCUACAUAUGUACUUACCAAAUCUUCAUUGGUAGGCUCGUGUCUUAAUCAAAAUGGAAAACGGACGUGUCAAUAUGCAAAUGGUAAAUCUUAGAAAAGACAUAUUCAAGGAUUGGCCUUUUACAUGUACCUACUGUAGUAUUGUACUGUGUUUUGAUGUCAGGUCGACGUGGGAAUUUAAAAAGAUAAACAAUAUGACAAUUAGACCGUUCUUUUUGCAUGAUAUGAGUAGAGUUGUUAUCGUAUGUUAGUGUGAUGCAUGUGUACUUGUCUUUUUUUAUUUUUGUUGAAAGUUUAUGUUUAUUGUGUUGCUAAUUGUGACAUUUCUGUUCUGGUUUUGAAUCCAUUUAAAAGAAAAACAAAAGGUUAAACGAUGUAUUUUAUUUUCUAAUCUAUAAGAUCAAAUGCACUGGUGUUGUAGUGUGUGGCGUGCCAAUAGAGAGGCAAGGUACCAGUGUUAAACAGCAUUUAAGGGAUCAUAUCCUUAUUUGAGACACAGUACUUCUGUUCUGCUACAGGACAAAUGAGUUUGUUUCUAUGAAGAGUGCCAUAUUUAACAAAGAAACAGCCUUACGUGAUUCGGACGAAGUGAAAUGUGAUGUGGGCUAUGACGUGUGCAUGUUUGAAAUAUAACAUAUCGAUCUUGUAGAUAUCGAAAUAACAGAUGGUCUUCUAUCAAUGCACACUGUUGGCUAUGUGGAGAGAAUUGAGCGUAUGCUCCCUUUAAGAUGCUGUUGCUCCUCAGUUACUUUGUAUAAAAAAAAGACGCAGUGCAAUUUGAUUGUUGCAGAUACAUGUACAGUUCAAUUUUCCUGUUCUUUCACGCAUAGGUAACCGGCCGAAUCUGUUUCUCGUCCUUUUUUAACAUGUAGAUAGUUCAUUUUAUUUUCAUUUCAAGUAUAAACACAUUUUAAAACCUGUUACUUAAUUCAUUAAGUAAUUUUUAUAAUUAUAUGUAAGUCUAUCCUUAUAAAGAUUAAAAAACUUAAUGUGAA
Molecule: messenger RNA, 5278 nt
Organism: Paramisgurnus dabryanus
Lineage: Eukaryota; Metazoa; Chordata; Actinopteri; Cypriniformes; Cobitidae
Gene: spina
Product: spindlin a
Biological process (GO): gamete generation
Source: RefSeq, a predicted model, not a curated record